AUUUCAAAAUCUCAGAGACAGGGGAAUAGGGGUACUUUGAGUGUCCUAGAACUCGAUGGAAGAUUCACCUCGAAAGUAGCUAAAGUGAUCUGGCUUGCCUGGGACUUUGGGAGUUCAGUGCUGUUUCUUUUAGCCCCACUACGAGACUUGCAAGCCGAGACUUGACAACUUUGCCGAUGAGCAAAAUACAGACAGAUGCUUGAAACUUCAACAACUUCAAUCACGACAACAACAUUAUGCCAAAAAGCUUGGAGAAGACGCGCAAGAAGAUUGCCAAGAAGAAGGGCAACAUCACAGCACUCCAUGAGAACUCUCGAGACUCCCAGCGCCUGCGACGAGCUCAGAUGCGAGAUGACAAGUUGGUGAAGGUCGCAUCAUUGAGAAGAAAGAAUGACCAGCCUCUAAUUGAAAGAGCAGCAUACUUCCAAGAGGCCAUUCGAGAGAACGAUGGACAACCACUAGAGAUGGAGACAAUCCGAGCUCUCAUUCAAACAUUUGUUCAUCAACACGACGAGGAGUUCAGCAAAUUAAAGAAGGAGCGCCGUGCCGGAAGGCCUGCGAGUACCAGGGAAGAUUUACUACGGAUGAAGAUUGCGGCGGAUGAGAAGGAACACGAGAACGGAUUCUAUCUACCAGACCUUACAGAGGCAGAUAAUGUUGUUCUUCUAAACAAAUGGGAAGGGGCUUGGUCAUAUCUGUCGACGCUGAAGUGGGUUCGGAUUUCGAGCAAUGGCCAGGUACAACAAGCAAAAUUUCCACCAAAGGGAGAGUCAUGAGAGGGAAAGAGCAAUCGGAGUAAUACGGCGUCGAGGAUACCAAAACUGCUUGUGCAUGGUAUUAUGUGUCCGAGAUGUUGGAGUAGCUCAAACAUUAGACAGCUGCUGCAUGAACCCUUGACCAAACCAAAAAGAUACAAAAACGCUAUAUGUCACUGAGUGAGUGCCA
This is a messenger RNA of Hyaloscypha bicolor E, 945 nucleotides long. RefSeq lists its product as uncharacterized. The record is from RefSeq and is a predicted model, not a curated record. Bases 237 to 776 code for a protein of 179 amino acids. Gene Ontology annotation, cellular component: nucleus. NCBI's taxonomy places the organism in Eukaryota, Fungi, Ascomycota, Leotiomycetes, Helotiales, Hyaloscyphaceae. The transcript is spliced from 4 exons.